Pseudophryne corroboree (corroboree frog) is the source of this 795-nucleotide messenger RNA. RefSeq names its product troponin I, slow skeletal muscle-like. Gene Ontology annotation, biological process: skeletal muscle contraction; cardiac muscle contraction. Lineage: Eukaryota; Metazoa; Chordata; Amphibia; Anura; Myobatrachidae. The transcript has 8 exons. Bases 1 to 567 code for a protein of 188 amino acids. Gene Ontology annotation, cellular component: troponin complex. The record is from RefSeq and is a predicted model, not a curated record.
AUGGAUAUCUUUAAAACCUAUACUGUAAUGGAGGUUAAGCCUAAAAUCCCAGCUUCCAGGAAGCUUCUCCUGAAGACUCUUAUGCUGGCAAAAGCCAGCGAGGAUCUGGAAAGAGAGAUUAAAGCAACUGAAGAAGAGAAGGCAAAGACACUUGCAGAGAAUGUUUUGCCCUUACAGUGCAAUGGGCUGAGUAUUCAGGAGUUACAGAAAUUAUGCAUGAAACUUCAUAGACAGAUCGACACAGUGGAUGAAGAACGGUAUAACAUUGAAGAGAAGGUCAAAAAGAAUGCCCUGGAGAUUAACGGUUUAAAUCAAAAGAUUUUUGACCUCAAGGGAAAAUUCAAGCGCCCCACUCUGCGCAGAGUCCGCAUUUCGGCAGAUGCUAUGCUGAAAGCCUUGUUGGGAUCCACACACAAGGUCUCCUUAGAUUUGAGGGCGAACCUGAAAUCAGUGAAAAAGGAGGAUGAGAAGGAGAAAGGUGUAGAAGUGACUGAUUGGCGUAAAAACAUUGAAGCCAUGUCUGGGAUGGAGGGCAGGAAGAAGAAGUUUGACACAAGCACUGCAUAAGACAGUGCAAAGAACUUUUUUCUAGGAGCUAAAAUUACAGACCAGAAGAAAAAGAAAUUGGACGUUUUGAAGAUCUUGAGAGGUUAUAUUUUCUAAGUAAUUAUAAAUACGACAAUUUUCACUGAUUGCUAUAUAUACCUUCCUUUGUAAAACCCUGCUUGUGUACUUCAGCUCAACUGCUUAUUUUCAAAUGGCCGUAAUAUAAUAAUAAAAGAAGAGUUUGCGCAA